This is a messenger RNA of Solea solea (common sole), 7216 nucleotides long. It is a transcript of the gene nhsl1a, whose product is annotated as NHS-like 1a. The transcript has 9 exons. NCBI's taxonomy places the organism in Eukaryota, Metazoa, Chordata, Actinopteri, Pleuronectiformes, Soleidae. Gene Ontology annotation, biological process: cell differentiation. The record is from RefSeq and is a predicted model, not a curated record. Bases 517 to 6324 code for a protein of 1935 amino acids.
UGUGUGUGUGUGUGGCCAUCUGCAGAGCUGGAUAAUCCCUGUCAGAUUAGAGCAGAGAGAGAGAGACGGCGUCAACAUGAACAGAUGAUGAUUCUCUGUCGCCGUCGAGGUUUCAGUUCUGAAGUUUUUAUUUUGAAGGACCUAAAAGACUUCAGAGAUCCUCGAGAGACACUUUUAAUUUGAAAUGACUCUUUGUUUGGACCUUUAUUGAGGAAGAAUUUUUUAUUUUUUGUCUUUUUUUGUCGUGUUGUUUUGAAGGCUUUUAUUUUGAAGCUGUGUUAAACAAUUUUAUGAAGAAUCUCAAAAACUGACGUUAUUGUGCUUUUAAUUUUGAAGCUAAAGAAGGAAGAGGUUCCUGUGGAGUGGCGUUUUAAACUUUUAUUAUGAAAUGAAAGUCAGAUCAAAUAGAAACCUGGGGCUUUUAUUAUGAAAGGUUGGAAAUCUACUACGGAGGCUUUUAUUGUGAAACGAUGAAAGUUUGUUUGUGAUUGGUCGUCGAUCGGCCGUCAGGACAGGAUGAUUUCCUACGUGGAGUGUCUCGGUGGCGAGGGGGCGGGGCCAGGCGUGACAUCACGCUGCUGGGACGCCGGCCCUGACGAAGAGCGAGACGAGCUUCUUCCUCGCGAGAUGGCCGCCCUGCAGCCGAAGACCGAGGGCAGCCUGCGGCGCCGCCUGCUGACCGCCAGAAUCCACCAGCAACGCGACGCCAUCUACAGCAUGAAUGUGGGCGGAGACAAAAAGCCCCUACCAUCUCAACAUCAGUAUUCAGGCAGCAGCCCCUGGUACCGCCCCCAGCACCUUCCCCCACGCCCCCACAUCCACCCUUCUUUUACCCCAGAGGCUCAUGGGAAACCUCAACCACAAACUCGGCCCCUUCAGCCACGGCGCACGACCUGCCCAAUCCUUACCCAGCGUUGCCGGACGACCUCGUGUCCACCGACACUGAAACCACGCCCCGGCUACACCACACCUGUUCCCUCCCCUCUCUGUGCCACGCCCCCCCUCCUGCAGCCAGAGGUUCCGCCGCAGUACCAGUAUCAUCCCAGCAGGAGGCGCAGGAGCAAAUUCUUCUGCUUCAGAAUGCAGCGAGGGAGGAGCUCUGGGCUGGAAGCCACGCCUCUUCUGUACAGAGGCGACAGCGACAGUAAAUGGUCUGUCCACUACACUACCCAGAAGUCUCAGCGGCAGCGUCUGGUCUUCAUCCCUGGGAAAAGACGAUCGGGCAGCGCUGAGGACCUGAGAGCAUGUAACGGGCUGACUCAGCAUGGCUACAGCAGACCUGCCAGCUCACACCUCCACCAGCCGGGCCCCGCCUCCCCUUUGUCCUCCUUUGGCCUGGACCAAUCAGAAGGCAACACACACAGAGGGUGGAGGGACAAAAGCAGGAAGACAAGAUCCAGACUCUUGGACUUUUUGUCUCAGUCUUGCUUUUCAGUUUGUUUCAAGUUUUCAGUUUGGAGGAGAAAGUCGUCAGCUUCCUCCUAUGAAGAAGAGAGGCUCAUCUUGAACAACACACGACCUCUGACCCCACUGGUUCUGAACCCCGUCGCCUCCUGCUGGGACGUCUUUGCCUCCACUAAUGAGCCGAUAGCUGACGAGGACUUGGAACCUUCCUCCAGACUUCCAACACCUGAGGAGAGGAUGAGGUGGCACGCGGAAGCAGUUCCCGCUGACAUCGUUCCGAUCAAUAUCACAGGUGAGAGUUUCGAUCGGCAGGCCAAUUUACGGAGAACGCUCUCCAACGUAGACUCGUUAUCCCAACGACCCCGAAACCUGAGCCGCUGCAAGACGGUGACUGGGGUAACUGAUGCCGUCAACCAAAAAACGGUCUCUCCAGAUCCUUCCUCUAUGGUUCUUCCAGACCACUUCUCUUAUGUGGGUGGACCUGCCAACUCUUCCGGUACCACCACCCACUGGCAGAAAAACACAGAUGAUCAGAAGGUGAAGAAGACUGAAAUCCAAAAAGAGGGGCUGUCAUCAAUAAGAAGAAUCCGAGCCCCAAGAGGGGAUGGAAUGUCCAGCCUUAUGGCCUCCCUUACCUCCUCCCCACGUGUCAAUGAACCCCCCAUCUCCUCCCCCUCCUCACUUUCCUCAGAAGUCAACAUCCUCUCAAGACUGCCAACCAACCUCUCUCUCAACUCUGAGUCCAGCUGUAACAGCACCCCCUAUAGGACACUCAGUGCCUCUCAGGAUCUACAGGGUUUCCACAGUGACCAUCAGCCUCUGCUGCUACUGGACUCUUCUACCAGAGUCCGUCCACAAAUAGUCUCCCCUCCCUCCCCAAGUGUCACCCUGAAGUCAGAGUGGUCGUACCCCUCUCUUCCUCACUCUUCCUCCUCCCACUACCUCUCCUUCUCAUCAAUCACCAACUCUGUGGAUGACCACACCCAGCAGGACAAUCACUGCUCCUGUGACCAUGAGAGGUGGAGCUACGAGCCCCUCUCCCCGAGCUCCAGUGUCCACAGUGAUCAGACUGGGACUGAGAUGAGCUGCCAACCCCUCCUGUCCUCCGACAGCACCUCCCUGUGUUCGGAGGAAACCACCUCCUGUCCCUCGCCAAACUGUGAGAAAAGGAAGUCCAUCAUUUCCUCAUCCUGCUCUCGUAACAUCUCCCUCCGCAAGUCAAAGCAUCCACCUCCUCCACCAUCACGCUCUGACUCUCUUAGGCGCAAACCAGGUCAUAAUAAAACCUCCCGGUUUUCCUCUAGUCCUCGUCAGGAGGACACUACGCAGACCACACCCUCUUCUUUCUCUCAGACCCUCCAGGACCCUUGGGUGCCCCGAAGUAACAGCAAAGUAUGCCAGAGUGGGCUGAGCGGCAGGACAGUCACAACCUUUGAACCCCUAGACCUCCAGACAGUGCCCUCUGCCGAUUCUCCUCCCUCCAUGUGCCUCCCUGACGUCCUCACUCCUGGGUCUCCAUGCUCAGAGGAUGAGGUCCUGAGAUUUACUCACCCACCAGCCGCCGCCACCGCCUCCUCCUCUUUGUUCCAGCGCCUCGCCUCGCCCUCUAGUGGAUACUCCAGCCAGUCAAACACUCCCAUCCCUGGAACACCCGUGUCCUCCCCUCUCCCCCCUUCGUCUCCUCUCACAGAAAGCCCUGGAGUCUUCUCCCUUCCCCCGACCUCCCCUUUCCCCCCCUUACACUCAUCUGCCUGUCCCCCAUCACCCGCUGUCUCCUCCCUGCGCAGGCCAAAUUCUCGUGCCGAAGUAAAAUCAAAACCGCCGGUACCGGAAAGGAAGUCGUCACUCUUCUCCUCUCUCUCCUCCACAUUCUCCUCCACCUCCUCCCUCUCCUCCUACACCUCAUCAGAGUCCUCUGCCAAGCAUCCUCUUCUUCCUCUUCUUCUUCCUCCUCCACCUCCUCCUCCACCUCUCCCAGAAUGUUCCUCUCUUUCACCCCUUGUUCCCUGCUCCCCUAUUUCUACAUCACCUCCUCUUCCUCACUCCUACCUGCCUGCUCCUCCUCCUCUUCCUCCUUCCUCCUGGCUUCCUCCACCACCCUACUCUUAUGCUAUUAGACAGACUUCCCAUCAUGCUAUUGUGUUCACAGAAUCACCAACCAACUUCGCUCUUCCCACAACUUAUCCCCCCCCUCCACCUCCUCCACCUCUUCCCUCAAAAUUCCCUCUUCCUCCUCCACCUCCUCCUCCUCCCUCAUCCCCCCUCCCACAGAGCCUUGGAAACUCUCCCAAUCACUGCGUUCAAGCAGCCACGCCCCCCUGUCCCCUGGUCACAACUCAAGCUUUGCAGGGCGUCAAGCUUCGCUCUGUUAAGAACCUUGAAGUGGAACCCACGACUAACUCUAACCAACCAAUCAAAGAAGCUCUUCCAGACAACUAUGUGUUUGGUAGUGUUCUUGACAAUCUUGCUAACACUGAUGUGAAGCUAGCUGGGAUAGGAUCCAAGAAUUCUAAAACAAUCGCUGAUUUAAUGGCUAAUGCUAGCUCUCCGAUGCCGGCUAAUACUGAUGAAAAGCAUCCAAGACACACUGAGACAAGCACAACCAACAAUGAGUCAGCUGAUGCUAAAGAAAGCCUACAAGAUUUUGUGUCUAGCUAUGCUAACCACCGAAACUGUGGGCGUCAUGUGACCGCUCCUCCAGACAAUGAACAUGAUUCACAUGUUAUUGCUAUGCUAACAAACAAACACAUCCACACUUCUGAUGAAAACCAUGUGGAUGCAGUUAUCCAGCAUCUGUCUAUUCAACAGGAACAAGGUGGAGUGAGAGUUUCAGCAGAUGCUAAGCUAACAGAGCCAACAGAGAAACAGGGAACUGUGGUUUGUGACAUGGAUUUUCUAACCUUGGCAAAACUCAAGUCUCUCAGAGGAAAUGGAACAAAGUUGUCUGACAGAAAAGAUGAAGUUCAGACAAGAACACGGAGUCACGGUUGUCCUCAGGAGCUCCAGUCCCCAGAGAGGCCAGUGCUGCAAAAGAAGCCAGACCUUUGCAUUCUUGGUCUCGGGGCAUCUCCUGAAGCCAGACCUGGACCAGGAGGGUGGAGAAGAAGUGGGCAGACUGCAGAACCUCCUUCUGGGUUCACUAACCAACCACCUCAGCUUCCACAGACACCCCCAGAGAACCUGACUGACAAUUCUUCGACUCCCGUGAGCACCCCCCAAAGGCAGAAGUCGCCAAUUUUGCACAAAAAGUCAGACGUGUCAUUGACCUCUCCCCGAACAACCAAACCACUGUUUGCACCUAAAAAUAUCGUGGAGAUUUCCAAACAAACAUCUGAGACUGAUACCACCACAGGGACCAGUACCCCGGGAAUUAUAGGAACCACGGGUUCUGUGGAGCACUGUGGUUUCUCAGAAGAGUUGGGCCACCCAGGGAUCAUGGAUAUCUCACCAAUCUGGAGUCCCAAAGGUUCCCCAAUUAAAGGGACCAUGAGCACCAUGGACAACAGAGGAACAUCAGGAACAGAGGGUCUAGGAGCUGCUGCAGGUCGUACCCGGACCUGUCGUGAAUGGAUUUACAGGACGACACUUCAUAAGGAUGAUGAGACGACAUUUCAGCAGAAGACGAUGUCAUCGUUGGCUGAAGAUGAGGAGGAGGAAGAAGACAGAAGGACAACCACGAUAGUCCUGAUGCCGUCAUCCACAAAGAAAAAAUCAAGGAAAAAGAGGAAGAGGAGGAGGACAGAGAGGCAACUGCUGAUGAUGUCAUCAACAGUAGAGCCCACCCCCUCUUCAUCUUCAUCGUCCUCAACAUCGUCGUCUUCUUCUUCAUCUGGGGACGAGAAAGAUGUGAUCAGAGAGAGUGUGAUGAGGAACGAUCCAGAGACGAGUGACUCUGAAGUCUCCUGCGCUCUGAUUGGUCCGAGCAGAUACUCCCUCAGGAGUGCACCAUCCAAUGACAGCCUACAGGGGGAGCUGCCCCUCCCAGACCUGCUCAUACAGGAAACAGAGGAGGUUGAAGAGGAGGUGAAGAAGGUGUGUCCAACUCUAGAUGCUGAUCUGUUUGUCGGCAUUUCUGCAGAGCAGAUGUUCGUCUCUGGUAAACCACGAACCACUGAGGAUUUGUUUGCCGUCAUCCACAGAUCUAAAAGGAAGAUGCUGGGAAGAAGGGAUUCAGCAGAAAAUAAACAUCGCACAUUGUCUUCCUCUUCCUCUUCCUCUUCCUCUUCCUCCUCCUCCUCCUCCUCCUUCUCCUCCUCCUCCUCCUUGUCUUCUCCCCUGGUGACCCCCACUCACCUUUUUCACCUGAUACGACCUCCUGCAGCCUCCAGGAGUCAGAGGCUGGCGAAAAGCGAGAGCUUCAAGGCUCUUCUGCUGAGGAAAGGUAGUCGUUCGGAUUUGUCCUCACGGACCUCAGCUGUCGAGCGGCUUUGCAAAGUGGCUUCUUCCUCUUCUUCUUCUUCUUCCUCUUCUUCUUUUUCUUUUUCCUCUUCUUCUGCUUCUGACCAUCAGAGUGUGCCACCACCACCACACCGACCUGAAGUCAAAUCCUCAAGCUUGUCCUGCACUGUCGAAACAAAACACCAGCUGACCCUGGACACACCAGCGUCUCCGUGCAGUAAGAACCUCUCAGUGAUGUUGAGACACGGUCCCCUCCUCCUCACCUCCUCCUCCUCCUCCACUCCUUCCCUCUUCCUCUCCUCCUCUUCAUCCUCCAUGCGACCUCGCUCCCUCACUCCUCCCUGCUCCAGCAGCCGACGCUUUGCCGCUCGCUGCCGCCUCUUUGCCGCCCCGAUGACAGCCAUCUUUGAAGGGGAUGACGAGGAGGAAGAGGAGGAGGAGGAAGACGAUGAGGUGUUUGUCGAGUCAGCAGGAGGAGAAGAGGGACGACAACUCGGACAGGGAUUGGUGGAGAUUUUCUGAAACUUUAUUAAGAUAUGGUGGAUUUGACAGGAAGUGGAUGUUGUGAGAUCAAAAACAAACCUGAACAUGACUGGACUGGACUGGACUGGACAGACUGGACCAGAUUUGAUUGGAUUGGACUCACAGCCAGAAACUGAACUGAAUGCCUCUAAAGACAGAAGAGCCAGAAAAUGACAGAAGCCUGAAAAGUCUGUCAAUACAGAUACAGAUACAAUGACCGUGCGACUUUAAUAUAAAUCUAAAAUUCAAAGUUAAAAUAAAUAAAACAUUAAAAACAAUAUAACGCGUCAACAACAACUCUAUGGAUCACACCGAGCAUGUAAUGACAGCGACGUCAUGAUGUCAUUAGGACAGGCCGCGGUAACGCAGAGGCGGAGCUUAUCACUUCUGACAAACGUCGCUUCCAAACAAUAAAUACGUCAGAUCUUAAAACACAAACCACAUGUUUGAAUUUUAAAUGACUCAUUUCUCCUCAAAUGACCUUAAACUUUGUUCAGGACAGAAAAAUAUUUAUUUCAGAUUUAUAUUUCUGUUAUCUGCUGCUAUGUUCCGCUGAAAUGCAUCCUGGGAUACAUGGCCAUCCCAAGUACGCUUAAGUCACCUCCGGUGCAUACUUGGUAAAAAUGGGCUGGGAUUGGGCUGUAAUGGACUGGAUCAGACUGGACUGUAAUGGACUAGAUCAGACUGGACUGAACUGUAAUCUUUUACUGUAUUUUGCUGUGGUUUCCAUGGUGACAAAUCUUAAAGCGAGUACUAGACAAGAAGUGUGGAUGUAACGUUAUGAUAUUACAUUUAGAAACAUAAAUAUUUACUCUUUAACGUCAAAUGUAUGAAAUGUUGCUGUUUGCAUAUAAAGAAAAACUGAAGCAAUAAAAGACAAUUUCGACUUUAA